This is a messenger RNA of Anisakis simplex (herring worm), 408 nucleotides long. NCBI's taxonomy places the organism in Eukaryota, Metazoa, Nematoda, Chromadorea, Rhabditida, Anisakidae. The record is from the annotation of a GenBank genome assembly.
AGAAUGCCGAUCACAGCUGUUCAUGCUCGUCAAAUCUACGAUUCACGUGGAAAUCCAACAGUGGAGGUAGAUUUAACCACUGAUAAAGGAGUGCAUGAAGCACUGGAGUUGAGAGAUAAGGACAAGGCUGUGCAUCAUGGAAAGGGUGUUUUGAAGGCUGUGACCAAUGUGAAUGAAGUGAUCGGUCCUGCAAUUGUGAAGAAGGCUGCGAAAUUGGGUGCAAACGCAAUACUGGGAGUGUCGAUGGCCGUUACGAAAGCUGGUGCUGUGCACAAGGGAAUGCCUUUGUACAAGUAUAUUGCCGAAUUGGCUGGUAUCUCGAAAAUCAUUUUGCCUGUGCCCGCAAUGAACGUCAUCAACGGUGGAUCACAUGCUGGCAAUAAGUUGGCUAUGCAGGUGAGUGGAUGA